Trichoderma breve is the source of this 795-nucleotide messenger RNA. Its product is annotated as protein kinase domain-containing protein. The transcript has a single exon. Gene Ontology annotation, biological process: protein phosphorylation; mitotic DNA damage checkpoint signaling. NCBI's taxonomy places the organism in Eukaryota, Fungi, Ascomycota, Sordariomycetes, Hypocreales, Hypocreaceae. Gene Ontology annotation, cellular component: nucleus; cytoplasm. Gene Ontology annotation, molecular function: ATP binding; protein serine/threonine kinase activity. The record is from RefSeq and is a predicted model, not a curated record. Bases 1 to 795 code for a protein of 264 amino acids.
AUGAUCGAGAUUACUACACCGACGGAUCUCUGUUCUAGAUGCGAGUGGAUUGUUGAGUCUAAUGGAGAAGACAUUCCAUGGACAUCUUUCGCCAUAGUCGACUCUGAUGACAAUGCCUAUUAUGGCGUCAAAGAGAGAAUGCGGGUAAAUGAGCUCACCGUGAAGAUUGUUAAAGAUAAUCUUCAACCUGUACCAGACGAAGAGAUAUAUCCGGUUUUCCCCAUGACCGGCCUGACCGCAGCACCAGACGACUAUUCCGGCCGAUAUGUCAAGCGCACGGCAUGGGCGGACUAUGAGGAUGUCAAGGGAACAACGUUUCUUGCUCGGCUUAUGCUCCAGAAAGCAUAUACAAUGGAGUUUCUUGCACAGAGGCCCCAUCCGAACAUUGUGAGCUACUACGGCUGCCAGAUUAAGAGAGACAGAAUCACCGGACUCGUCCUAGAAACCUUUCCGUCCAAGCACGAUCUAGGAUUCGCUGCUCAACGGCCGGAGCUAUUCAAGGGUUUGGUGGACAAGAACCGUAUCAUGUCCGGGCUACGGGCGGCGGUAGAUCAUCUGCACUCGAUUGGAUUGGCGCAUAACGAUAUCAAUCCAGCAAAUAUAAUGUUGGGUGAAGAGGGAGAACCGAAGCUCAUCGACUUCGGCUCCUGUCAGCCUGUUGGUCAUCACCUCAUGUCUUGCGGGACCCUUGGUUGGUACAAGGACGCGUUUCACCUCUCAAAUACUGCUCACGAUGACUAUGGUUUGAAGCUUCUGGGGCCAUGGCUGGAAAAACUGUUUGUAGAGGAGAAAUAA